Messenger RNA from Durusdinium trenchii, 591 nucleotides. Lineage: Eukaryota; Dinophyceae; Suessiales; Symbiodiniaceae. The record is from the annotation of a GenBank genome assembly.
AUGUUGUACAUACCAAAGACCUACUUUACCGAGUCGGAACAAGAGGAGCUGAACUACGAUGAGAGGGGUGGCAUCCAUUCUCAGCCACAGAGUCGACAGCAUCAGCAGCUGGUGGCAGGCUUUCUCAUCCCAAGAGCGCUCUUGGGUGGUCUCUUUGCCAGUUGGGUGCGGACCAUGGACAGCGAUGCCAGCGUGGGCGCCGAACGCGGCAAGAGGAACAUCCAGACCUUGGGCGCGCUCAUCUACCUGGGCUGCCAGAAGAAGUACGAGUUGAUCGGAAGCGUCCACGACAUCCCUGGGUUGUCGAGCGCCACUAGCGAUCGACUCACCCAAUUCGGCUUGGACAAGCGGCUGGUUGCGGAAGUCGCGGAGCUCAUUGAGAAGUUGGUGGUCUUCUUUACGCAACCAGACGCUCAAGUCUCCAUGGUGGAGCGCGUCCAGUCGAACCCCUUCGUGGCGGGGAACAUCAAAGUGGCUCCGCGCGACCAUCAUGGCGAAGGUGCCGAGCCCGCCGUGGUGGCGGACGAGGCGGCAGACACGCCGGUGAGUCCGUUUGGGAGCUCAGCAUCGUGGACAAGAUCCGCUCCAUGA